Haemonchus placei is the source of this 420-nucleotide messenger RNA. The record is from the annotation of a GenBank genome assembly. NCBI's taxonomy places the organism in Eukaryota, Metazoa, Nematoda, Chromadorea, Rhabditida, Trichostrongylidae.
ACGCAUGUUGCACGCAGGUAUCCUCUUCCAUUUCUGGCAGCCAUUCUCCACUUUUUCCUGAAGACUCGGCUACAUCAGAGGUCUUUUCAAUUUGCUCUCGUGGCAGUCCCCCAUCUAUCACAGCCUCAUCAAGAAGGUUAUGCCCUUCUUCUGCUCCAGCCUGGAAAAUUACUGUGCCGGAAUUUCUGCUUCAAAGCAAGUAACCUAACAUAUGGUUUUUGUAAGGCUUCAAUUAUUGCCCGAUUCCCUCCAUCAUCGGCGGUUACAUCAGUUGUCUCGGCAACUCUCUUCACUACACGCACAGCCAGUUUAUCGAGCUUUGUCAUCUGGAUAUUCUUCCUCUUCACUCUGUUCCAAAAAAUCACAAUAAUUUCGGACAGAUCCGUCGCUGGGUAAAUAUGAUGGCAGGUGCUUCGUUGA